Messenger RNA from Eufriesea mexicana, 2682 nucleotides. It is a transcript of the gene Klp10A, whose product is annotated as kinesin-like protein 10A. Gene Ontology annotation, cellular component: microtubule. Gene Ontology annotation, molecular function: microtubule motor activity; microtubule binding; ATP binding. The transcript is spliced from 11 exons. The coding region runs from base 339 to 2564 and encodes 741 amino acids. Lineage: Eukaryota; Metazoa; Arthropoda; Insecta; Hymenoptera; Apidae. Gene Ontology annotation, biological process: microtubule depolymerization; microtubule-based movement. The record is from RefSeq and is a predicted model, not a curated record.
GCAGCAGAAACAGCAACGGUGACGGUGACGGUGACGGUGACGGUGACGGCGACGGCGACGGGAAGGGAAGGGAAGGGAAAAGUACAAGCACGACGGUGGAGAGGAAGGCAGUACAGCCGCGUGAUUUUGAAUGCGAACGCAGCCGUAACUGUCAACGGUCGGAUUCGGAAGUCUCGCGAACUGCACGGUUCCCGUAAGGCUUCUCCGGUAUCUAUCGCUACAUUUUCGACGCAUAAACAUCGUCAACGUUGCGUCGUAUCGUCAUCGUGUUCGAUCUGGUGAAAAACCGGCCGUUUUACGGUGUAGCAACUACGGCGUGAGAACGCGACUAAGUGACCAUGGACGACAACAGGUUUAGCAUCGAUACCGGCAACAAAGUAUAUAUCAAGAGGACAAACGGUCGUAUCCACUCGGCGAUCGUUUGCGGCAUUAGUUGGUUACACCGCACCCUCACCGUAGAAUGGGUGGAGAACGGAGAGACCAAGGGAAAAGAGGUGGAGAUGGACGCGAUCGCCGACAUGAAUCCCGAAUUCAUCAUGGAACCACCAUGGAGAAGUUACAUGUCAAAGCAUUCAACCAAGCCAUCGAUUCCAGUGAAAGCGGGUUCCAGCAAACAAACGUCCCGACAGGCUGGACGGCCAACCAAUAUAAUGCCAUCCGGUAGCACCGUAAACGGUCUCUCCGGGACAUUGCCUGCGUUCACGGCGCGCCGAGAGGUGGAGAACAUACCACCGACACCUACGGCUACGCCCGCUAUCGUCAAUGUCACCUCGGUAGCGCAGGCCAAGCAAAAGCAACAACAGCAGCUACAGUCGCAGCAGCAGCAGCAACAGCAGCAGCAGCAGCAACAACAACAACAACAACAACAACAGCAACAACAGGUUCAGGUAGAGAACGGUAGAGGAAGGCGGUCGAACGUGGUAAAAGAGGUCGAGAGGCUGAAGAAGAACCGAGAAGAGAGAAGACAAAGGCAAGCCGAGUUGAAAGAGGAGAAGGAGGCUCUCAUGAAUUUAGAUCCCGGUAAUCCGAAUUGGGAGUUCCUCGCUAUGAUAAGGGAGUACCAAAGCAGCAUAGAGUUCAGGCCGCUUCGAGAAACGGAUGCCGUGGAAGACCACCAGAUCACGGUGUGCGUUAGAAAACGUCCGUUGAACAAGAAGGAGAUAGCGCGCAAGGAGGUAGACGUGAUCACGGUGCCUAGCAAAGAUCAGAUAGUGGUUCACGAGCCGAAAGCCAAAGUCGAUCUAACCAAAUACUUGGAGAACCAAAUCUUUCGAUUCGAUUACGCGUUCGACGAAACUUGCAACAACGAGAUAGUUUACAAAUACACCGCCAAACCUCUGGUGCAGACUAUUUUCGAAGGUGGAAUGGCCACGUGUUUCGCUUACGGUCAAACGGGAAGCGGAAAAACGCACACCAUGGGUGGCGACUUUAACGGGAAAACGCAGGAUUACAAAAAGGGCAUAUACGCGAUGGUUGCCAAAGACGUGUUCAAAUGCAUCAAAUUGGAGAAGUAUCGGCCGUUGAAUCUCGUGAUAUCAGCCAGUUUCUUCGAAAUUUACUCCGGCAAGGUUUUCGAUCUGCUGGCAAACAAAGAGAAACUUCUCCCCCCCCUUUCCCCCCCCCCCCAGGUGCAAAUAGUCGGACUGACGGAGAAGAUGGUAGAAACUUGCGACGAAGUAUUGAAACUGAUACAGCACGGGAACAGUGCCAGAACCAGCGGACAAACCAGUGCAAAUUCCAAUUCCUCGCGGUCGCACGCGGUCUUUCAAAUCAUUGCACGAACACCGGGCACGCACAAGGUCCACGGAAAAUUUUCCCUUAUCGACCUUGCUGGCAACGAAAGAGGAGCAGAUACGUCUUCCGCCAACAGACAAACUCGAAUGGAAGGUGCAGAGAUCAACAAAUCGCUGUUGGCACUGAAAGAAUGUAUUCGCGCGUUGAGUCGCAAAGGCACGCAUUUGCCAUUCAGGGCGAGCAAGUUGACGCAAGUAUUGAGGGACAGCUUCAUCGGUGAAAAAUCAAAGACCUGCAUGAUAGCAAUGAUCAGCCCCGGAAUGUAUUCCUGCGAACAUUCGUUGAACACUCUCAGAUACGCGGACCGAGUGAAGGAGCUGGCCGCGACUGACCCAACGGAAGUAAAAGUUUCCCCGACGGACGACGAGCGGGAAUUAAAAAUAGAGGAACAGUCGAAUAACAGCGUGUUAUCGGACAGCGAUUUGGCGCAGCUUCGAUCGCUGAACGAAGGCGAGAUUUCACAAGAUCUUUACACGUUCCACGAAGCGGUAUCCGCGUUGCAAAUGUUGGAAGAGGAAGUCUUAGAUACGCACAAAGUGGUCAUGGAUCAUACGACCAAAUUUCUCAAUGACGCGCAUAACGUGUUUAGUGCGACUCACGAAGUAGAUUAUGACCAAGAAGAGUAUGCCCAAAAAUGGGAACAUCUGUUGGUGCAGCAGCGCGAUACCUUGAAUGCCGCAAUUGAUCAAGUCAGUCAGUUUCGUGGACAGUUGUUGCAAGAAGAACAAAUCAGCCAGAAGAUGACGCGAACUCGUAACUCACGAUAUUAAUGUGGAUGCUAUUACGCGCGCGCGUGAAAGGGAGAGAGAUAGAGUGUGUGCGUGCGUGCCUGAAUGAGUGGGUGAGAAUGAACGAUUGGGAGAGGGAUAGAUGAUGGGGGUGUUGGGG